Messenger RNA from Leptomonas pyrrhocoris, 2356 nucleotides. RefSeq lists its product as hypothetical. Gene Ontology annotation, cellular component: membrane. The record is from RefSeq and is a predicted model, not a curated record. Lineage: Eukaryota; Euglenozoa; Kinetoplastea; Trypanosomatida; Trypanosomatidae. Bases 188 to 2356 code for a protein of 722 amino acids. The transcript has a single exon.
GCCUGGGUGUAUGUGUGUGUGGUGUGUAUGUGUGUGUGAGUGUGUGUGCGUCCGCUAGCGGCCUACCAUCAAAAACUACCGGUCUACGCUUCUUAUUCUUUUCUCUUUCAUUAGUUUCUGCAACCGUACAAACCAUAGAACAAGUCGAAAAGAAGGGAGGUUUCAACCAAAGAGAAACGAAGAGAAAAUGGCGACACCAAUCGUUGUCUUCGUGACGCUUGGCAUCUUCAACUUUAUCUCUAGUAUCAUUCAAGGUGUCGCGGGUAUUGGCGAUGCCAUCUUUAUGCAGGUGCUGUGGUUCCUCGCCACCGGGCUGUGGCCGGAGGCGUUCAGCAACACCCCGCUGGGCACCGAGCCGGUCCGGGUGGUGGCCCUGAUCAUGUACGUCCGUUUGCUCUUCAUGUCGCCGCUGGUGGUGUACUUGGGCUUGAAUGAUAGCAUCUUCUCCAGGUCCAUGACCAUCAUGAUGGCGGUCCCCAGCACCAUCCUCUCCAUUAUUGGUGUGCUGCUCUUCAAGAAACUGAACGGCGCUGUUCUGAAACAAGUUCUGGGCAUCACCAGCUUCAUCUUUGCCAUCGCGUACCUCUGCAUUAUCAUCUACCGUAAGUGGCGCAAGACGCGACAGGUGCAGGAACUCCGGGCGCGUCACGUGAAACUCGUCGUGGAGGCGGACGCGUUGGCUGAGGAGGCGCAGCGGAGCCUUAACACCAGCAUUGUGCACAUGCAGUCGAGCUUUGUGCUGAACGCGCCGAACAACAGCAUCUUCGUGUCGCACCCACCGAACCCAAGCGGGGCAGCCGGCGGCCAGCCGAACAUGGCUGCCCUCGCCCGCAACAUGCCCUUCAUUAGCCAGUCUAUUCAGUCCUCCCUUCCGGACCACCAUCUGGAGAUGCCGGGCGCGACGGUGAUCGCAGAGAACACGCAGGCGAUUGUGGUUGACGCCCGCACCGGUCUGCCGGCGGACACGACCGAGGCCUUCCUCAGCACCAUCGGUGGAGAAGUCUUCGUCGCACCGGAGACGCAGGAGCCACACGUGAACGAGGAGAACGUGCCGCCGCUGACCCCGUCGAAGAUUUCGCCGUCGCGGACCAUGACCUACACCCGUGUCCGCAUCAACCGCAACAUUGACGCAAACGGAAAGAUCAAGAUGAACACGAAGAUUGGCGCGGCCGUGGCGGCAUCCGUGGCGGGCAUCAUGGCCUCGCUGACUGGUGUGAAUGCGCCGCCGCAGAUUAUCUUCAUCCUCCUGUACGACGCACCGAACUACAUUGUUCGGGUGAACUUCAGUGCCCAGUCAAUUCCCAGCAACGUGAUUCGGUUCUUCAUGGCCGUUGCACAAGGGUCAUUCAUGUGGGAAAUGGCACCGUUGCUGAUCGACGUGGUCGUCUUCGGCUUUGCUGGUGUCUUCGUGGGCAACAAGAUCGGCCGGCUCCUCGGUCCCCGCAGCUUCAACGUGUUUGUGCUCUGCCUCCUCCUCCUCUGCUCGCUAGCCAUGAUGGGGCAUUACGAGAAGCUGCUCAUCGCCGCGACGGGGCUCACUGUUGUUAUCACGGUGGUCUGCGGCUACCUCGAGAACAAGAAGAACAAGCCCAUCGUGGAGAAGCAGCGCCUAUCGGAGCUGGAGGUGGAGAAGCGGCUGUACGACUGCCUGGAGGAGCUGCAGCGCAACAACAGCAGCUUCGCCGCACGCACAGCCUCCUCACCGACGAUGAGCCUCGAGUACAUGCAGCGCGCAACGCGGCCGAAGCCGAUGUGGGGUGGUACGAACUUCGACAACGAUGACGAGAGUAACAACGCCGCUGCGGUCAAGGAGGCCGGGCACGGCGUUUCGACGGCGGAUGGAGAAGACCGCGGGUUGUUGUACGGCGAGGGGGAGGCGGGGGAGGCAGAGAAGACGCUGCAUUCCACUACCCUUCCCCCGUCGUCUGCGGCACACACAGCAGCUGACGGCGGGCUCAAUGCGGGCGACGCUCCGCACAAGCAUGUCACGGUGACUCGUCCCGAUGAGAAGACCGCCGCUCACGCCACCCCUGCAGCUUCUGCCUCUCCUCCUGCUGCUGCUGCUGCUGCCGCCAUCCGCCCCGUUGAGGAGACGGACGUGCGCACCGUGCCGGCCGUGUUGGAUGCCGUCAGCGGCCAAAACGGCAUCAUCAGCGUUCACAGUAGCACUAUGAGUAGCAGCGGCAGCGGUGGCAGCUACGGUGGCGCAGCGCGCCGUCCAACUGCAGCUCCUCCGGCAGCGGAGACAGGUGCAGAGCAGCUGUACCGCCCUGAGCGUCAAUCGCCGUCGCUGCGCAGUCUGAACAGCAGCGUGCAAAAUAUGCCAAGUGAUGACGACGGUGUGCAGAGUCGUUGA